Molecule: messenger RNA, 2707 nt
Organism: Arachis duranensis
Lineage: Eukaryota; Viridiplantae; Streptophyta; Magnoliopsida; Fabales; Fabaceae
Product: cleavage and polyadenylation specificity factor subunit 2
Exons: 18
Coding region: 123-2345 (740 amino acids)
Biological process (GO): mRNA 3'-end processing by stem-loop binding and cleavage
Cellular component (GO): mRNA cleavage and polyadenylation specificity factor complex
Molecular function (GO): RNA binding
Source: RefSeq, a predicted model, not a curated record
CUUUAUUAACUCUCUCUCUCUCUCUCUCUCUCUCUCUCUCUCAAGUUUAAACCCCAUGAGGUUGCAGUGUUUGGGGUCGUAGCUCAAGGUAGCAGCAGAAAGCGCAUAGCGUAGCAGAAAAGAUGGGAACUUCGGUGCAGGUAACGCCACUGUGUGGAGUGUACAACGAGAACCCUCUCUCCUAUUUGGUCUCCAUCGAUGGCUUCAACUUCCUCGUCGACUGUGGCUGGAAUGACCAUUUUGACCCUUCCCUCCUUCAUCCCCUCUCCAAGGUAGCACCAACUAUUGAUGCUGUGUUGCUUUCACAUCCGGAUACCCUUCACCUUGGUGCCCUCCCAUAUGCCAUGAAGCAGCUCGGACUUGCUGCUCCGGUAUUUUCGACUGAGCCUGUCUAUAGAUUGGGCCUUCUCACCAUGUAUGACCAGUUCCUCUCAAGAAAGCAAGUAUCAGAGUUUGAUCUGUUCACACUUGAUGAUAUUGAUUCUGCAUUCCAAAGUGUAACAAAGCUAACAUACUCUCAAAAUCAUCAUUUCUCAGGCAAGGGAGAGGGAAUUGUGAUUGCACCUCACGUUGCUGGACAUUUGUUGGGAGGCACUAUAUGGAAAAUUACAAAGGAUGGUGAGGAUGUGAUAUAUGCUGUUGAUUUUAAUCAUCGGAGGGAAAGGCAUUUGAAUGGAACUGUUCUAGGUUCUUUUGUGAGACCAGCUGUUCUAAUAACAGAUGCUUACAAUGCUUUGAACAAUCAGCCUUACAGACGUCAAAAGGAUAAAGAAUUUGGUGAUAUCUUAAAGAAGACUCUAAGGGCAGGUGGCAAUGUAUUACUUCCUAUUGACACUGCUGGACGGGUGUUGGAACUUAUUUUGAUUUUAGAAUCGUACUGGGCUGACGAAAACUUGACCUAUCCUAUAUACUUUCUGACUUAUGUUGCAUCCAGCACAAUAGAUUAUGUGAAGAGUUUCCUUGAGUGGAUGAGUGAUUCCAUAGCAAAGUCCUUUGAACAAACUCGUGAGAAUAUAUUUCUUCUCAAGUAUAUCACACUUCUGAUUAACAAGGCUGAGCUUGACAAUGCUCCAGAUGGUCCAAAGGUUGUCCUGGCAUCCAUGGCCAGCUUGGAAACUGGUUUUUCUCAUGAUAUAUUUGUUGAGUGGGCCAGCGACGUGAAAAAUCUUGUGCUUUUUACUGAAAGAGGCCAGUAUGCAACACUAGCUCGUAUGCUUCAGGCUGAUCCACCUCCAAAAGCCGUCAAAGUCACUGUGUCAAAGCGGGUUCCUUUAGUUGGGGACGAACUAAUUGCCUAUGAAGAAGAGCAAAAUAGAAUAAAGAAAGAAGAAGCUUUAAAAGCUAGUCUUAUGAAAGAAGAAGAAUUGAAAGCAUCUCAGGGGCCUGAUAAUAAUGUUAGUGAUCCAAUGGUUGUUGAUGCUAGCAAUGAUCAUCUAUCAGCUGAAGCUGCUGGUCCACGAGGUGGAGGAUACAGGGACAUAUUAAUAGAUGGGUUUGUUCCACCUUCAACAAGCAUUGCCCCAAUGUUUCCUUGUUAUGAGAAUACAUCAGAGUGGGAUGAUUUCGGUGAAGUCAUAAAUCCAGAUGAUUAUGUAAUAAAGGAUGAAGACAUGGAUCAGGGAGCAAUGCAUGCAGGAGGUGAUAUAAAUGGAAAACUAGAUGAAGGUGCUGCAAGUUUGAUACUUGAUACAAAGCCAUCAAAAGUCAUAUCUGAUGAAAGGACUGUACAAGUCAGAUGUUCAUUGGUGUAUAUGGACUUCGAAGGCCGGUCAGAUGGAAGAUCCAUUAAAAAUAUUCUUUCCCAUGUGGCUCCCCUAAAGCUUGUUUUGGUGCAUGGAUCAGCUGAAGCUACAGAACAUCUGAAGCAGCACUGCCUGAAGCAUGUUUGUCCUCACGUCUAUGCUCCACAAAUUGAAGAGACAAUUGAUGUUACCUCUGAUUUAUGUGCUUACAAGGUUCAACUAUCUGAGAAGUUGAUGAGUAAUGUACUCUUCAAAAAGCUGGGAGAAUAUGAAAUAGCUUGGGUUGAUGCUGAAGUUGAGAAAACAGAAAAUGAAAUGCUUGCACUAGUCCCUGUCUCUUCACAAGUUCCUCCCCAUAAAUCUGUUCUUGUUGGUGAUUUGAAAUUGGCAGAUUUCAAGCAGUUCCUCUCAAGCAAGGGUGUUCAGGUGGAAUUUUCUGGUGGGGCUUUGCGAUGUGGAGAAUAUGUAACUCUCCGAAAAGUCGGCGAUACAACUCAGAAGGGCGGAAGUUCUGGUACUCAGCAAAUUGUUAUUGAAGGUCCUUUGUGCGAGGAUUAUUAUAAAAUUCGUGAAUAUCUUUAUUCACAAUUUUAUCUGCUUUAGAUUUGGCUGGACGCCAAUGAUGAAGUUCUUUUCUUCUCUCCUUCUAUGCCCCUUGAUGUCCUAUAUACAACGUCGGAGUGAUUGAGAUUCUGAUGAAAAGAAGAGAAUACAAAGUUGCCGCAGGUCUCCCUAAAAGGCAAAACAAGAAUGGAGAUCCAAGAAACAGGGUGAUGACUGUUGCAAAGUAGGUUCAUUUGUGUUUUCACUUGAGCAAGAUUCAUAGGGGCUCACUUGCAUUCCAUGUUGAUAAAAUCAUUCUGAUUCAUCAUUGGAUCUCUUUGUACCUUGAAUUUACUAACCAUCUAGGCGCAGCUGUUGCGAUGGUUUCACACUUGACUGAAUAUUGAAGCUUUUUGAGUUCA